Molecule: messenger RNA, 12392 nt
Organism: Pocillopora meandrina
Lineage: Eukaryota; Metazoa; Cnidaria; Anthozoa; Scleractinia; Pocilloporidae
Source: the annotation of a GenBank genome assembly
UAAUCAUUCAGUAUUGUUUGAAAACGCGUGUUUCCGCCGUAUUUAUUAUCCAAAAGCUAUCUUGUCGAGUUAUCAUGACAGAAGUGAGGGAUUGCAGCAUGGAAAGUGACCUAAAACGAACUGCCCGGCUGGAAUACCUAAAAUUAAGGCAAUCCAAGCAAUCAGAGAAAGUCGAAGCGGUGAAGGUACUCGGAAGUUACACUUGAUCUCCUACAGACAACAUUAAAACAUGUGCAUCGUUGUUCUCGCAUGCAACAAGCUUAUCUUUACUUUUAGUAACAUGAAAAUUCACUAUUACCUCUGUAACAAUUAAUCGGGAGUUGGCAUUUGUUUCUGAUCUAUUUAACCAAUAUUUUUCGAUAUAAUUAUCGUAGCAAAAGAGUGAGUUUUCAAUGAAACAGAUUUCUUCCACUGAAACAAGGUGAAAUCAACAUUUAGCUACGGGUAUUUUAAUCUCUUUGAGAAAGAACUGCGCUCUCUUAUGAUUUUUUAUGUUAAAGUUAAUGUUCUCACCUGCAGUUUGUUUGCGUCUAAAUUUUUCUUUAUUUUUAAAUAACAAUUUUCUCAUUGUCAAGCGAGCUGUUUGUUUCAUUUUGAUGCGGUCAUGUGAUAAUAGCGUACCCUGGAAGUCGAAAAUUAUUGGAACCCUAUAACUCUCAUGGUCUGAUUUAAAGUUCUCUCCACUAGCUGCUACACAUUUCCUUGCAAAUAGCUACCAGAAUUUGGUUGUUAGAUCCAGAUAACAACUAACCAAUAAGUUUUAAUAUUCUCAUUGGCUGUUCGCUGUAUAUGGUAUAAAUGUUGUAGGGAGAAGUUGCUUGUUAAUCACUUGUGUGAGUUAGAGGAUUGAAGGACAGUGAAUUUACAACUUGUGAAUCAGUCAUAUGUUAUUUCUUAAUCAAUAAAUAUUUAACUUGAUUUUUUUUAAUCUGCUAUCUUUCAGACCUGUUUUAGAGACAAUCAACAAAGCAUCAAAGAGCAGUUACUGAGGAGAAGAGAGUUACAAAAGGGUGAAAAGCAGCAAAUGGUUCCAUAUAUAUCACCUGCUGAACAGCUUCCCUCCACAAGAAAGGUAUAAAGAGUUUCAGUACUGUGCUGUUUAACUGUGAAAGCAAGUAUUGUGAGCAUAAUACCAGUAAAAAUUGGAGGAAAAUUCUGUAGCUGUUUAUUUAUCCCUUUGACUCCCAAGAUCUAAUUAGUAAUUCUCCUUACUGUCUGUUAUACAGUUCUUAUGAUGUUAGUUCAAAGAAUUUAGAAUUGGAUCAACUUUUAAUCCCCUAAUCAAUAUUUUUCUAUUCUUGUCACUUGUCCUGUUGAUAUUUUAAGGAGAAAUUCCAUUAUGAUCACUUGUGGGAGUGUAAUUUCACUUCAAAUUUUGCGCAUCAGAAAAGUAGCAUUUAGUUAUUGUACUCUGGUGUUUUUUUUUUUACUAGAGUUCUGUCUACUGUGGAUUUGGACAUGGUACUCAACACACAGUUUUAAGGACCCUGUAUACUGUGCAGUCUCUUCCACAGUUCUUUACCUGGUCUCCUCUGCAGCAAAACUAUAUGGUAGGUGAAUAAAUCUUUCUGAGUUCAAGGUCUGUAGUGUAAGUUAUGAACAGAGUUUUGUCGACUCACAUUUAUGGCUCAAGUGCAAGGACCAUAAAUCUGAGCUGAAAUACAAUGUUCUGUAACUUAUCGCACAGACCAAGAAAAUGACGUUAGUGAGAUAUUUCUUAAAUCUCUGGGUUCGAAUAGAUUUCAAUUUGAACAAACUUUUGAAUAAACUUUUUGGGAGCCACACUCUGAAAUGCAGCCAGCUUAAUUGAACAAUCAUAACACACACUCUGAGCAAGAGAUUGUAUAAUAAAUAUUUCUUACCAACCAAGUUCAAGAUACAUUCUGUUAGUUAUGGAUCAAGUUUUUUCUACUCCUUUUAUAACUUACAGUGUGAUCAGAGAAAAGGGGUUUUGUCGGUAAAAUUCUGAUGGUAUUUGACAAGGAAACCAGAAUUCAUUUUCCUGCACUGAAUGCCAUUUGCAUCUUACCAGGUGGAAGAUGAGACAGUCUUGCACAAUAUUCCAUACAUGGGUGAAGAAGUUUUAGACCAGGAUGGAUCAUUUAUUGAGGAGCUCAUCAAAAACUAUGAGGGGAGAGUUCACAACACUCCAGAACAUGGUAAAGAACACUUCUUCCUAGAUUUCAUUUUUUGUUUUUAACUCUCUGACAUUUCAAUUGGCUCAAAAAGGACUGACUUUUCUUUCACAAGAAUGUUGCCUUUUUAUUUUGUGCAGUGUUUGAUGAAGCAGCCCUCACAGAUGAUCUACUUCUACAGCUGGUUGAAGCAUUAAAAAAACACAAGAAUUCUGCCAGGGAGAAUGCAGAAAGUGAAACAAAAAAAGAUGAGGAGAAGGAAACAACUGAAGUUACAGGUUAGUAAGUCUCCUUACUGUCUGCCAUACAGUUCUUGUGAUAUUAGUUUGGAGAAUUUGGUAUUGGAUCAACUUAUAAUCCCCUUAUUGAUAUUUUCUUUAUUCUCAUCACUUGUCUGCUUGAUAUUGUAUUGAUAUUAUUAGGAGAAAUUCUGUCUUGGUCACCCAUGGGAGUUUAAGUACUAAUUACCCAUGGUAAAUCAUACUGGUGAGAAUACAAGCUGAAAAGGUUAAAAUUAGAAGGUUGUGUAUCCCACACAACCUUUUAAUCAAUUAAAGACAGUUGAUUCCAUCGGUGCACACUGUGAAUAUUUGUGUUCAGUUUGAGGCAACAUAACCCUAUAAACCCUUAAAUUGAUCAGCAUCUGAUUUCUCCUCACAUUAAUACAGCUGAAUUGUUCAUUAAGAUCAUGAGAAUAAGGGAAAUGAUCACCAACCUAAGAUGCUUUGAUUAUUAACAAAUUCUCCUUGUCAGCACUAAAAGAAAUAUGUAGAGAAGAGUAUAGAGAAUUUGGAUACUGAUGUUUGGGUGUAAAGGGUUAACUUUUAAGUACUUGUCAUGUUCAUCCCCAUCACAAUGCAAAAAAACAUCAGAAUAGCAUUUCAAUUCUAGCAGUAUGCAUGCUGUUUGUCAAAUGAAACUGGUUUUAUGGCUGAACCACCUAUAUUUUUCCAAAGCAUGGUAAAAGAGCUUGUGAAAUGGUAUUUUGUUCAGCCACAGGUUCCAUUCUUGCUGGGAGCACUUGAAAUUUAUCUUUCUCCUUAUGUCUCUGAAAAAAAAAUUAUUGUUCAGUUGUAAAUUGGUGUUGAUAACUGCCAACCUCCUGCAAAUUGCAUUUUACUAAUGUAUAGACCAUUACCAAUGUUGGGCAGUGUUAUGGUAGUUAUUUUUUAUAAAUAAUUCUCUUUAUUUUACAGAGGCUGAUUGUUUACCAAAAGAUGAAGAAAAACCACCAGAAGAGACAGGGGAGACCCAUGAUGAACUGUUUGAUGCCAUAGCAUCUCUGUUUCCUGAUAAAGGUUUAACUGGCGCAGAAGUUUUCCGAAGGUAAACAUCAUAUUUUGGUCUAAAGGUUUUUAUUUUUCUGGGUUUCAAGCUCUGGCAAGGGCCAUUUUGUUGUGUUUUCAGGCAAAAUAAUUGACUCAGACAAUGUGCUUAGCUAAGGGCUAAGGGAUCUAGGAUGCCUCUUGAAUCAAGAUGAAAAAAUAAUGUGGAGCCUGGCUGUGUCCACAUGGUGUGUUCUUGGGAAAGACACUUCACCCUUGCAGUGCCUCUCCUUAACCCUUUAACUCCCAGAUCAAAUUUGUAAUUCUCCCUUCUGUCAACCAUACAAUUCUUAUAAUGUUAGUUCCGUGAAUUCAGUAUUGGAUCUACUAAUUAUUCCCAAAUUGAUAUUUUUCUUUAUUCUCAUCACUUAUCUGUUUGAUAUUGUAUUGAUAUUGUAAGGGGAAAUUCUGUCUUGGUCACUCAUGGAAGUUAAAAGGUUAACCCUAAUAUGGACUGGCAUCCCAUCCAUAGAGGUUGCAACAAUAUGGUAGUUAUGUCAUAUUCCUUAAACAAGGAUCAGUUCUGGUAGAAUGAGCUCCUUGGCUUAAUAAGGUCAACUCUGAACUCAAGCCAAGUGGCCAAUCCAGCCAGAGCUUGUCCUGGUGUCCUUGGGUUGAAUUGGUAUGUCCCUGAAUGAGAUGCUAGUCCAUUGCAAGGUUGCCCCUCAGCAUUUCAUUGGUUUUCCCUGACAAUUUGCUGCUACCCAUUUAUAAUCUUUGGUGGAACUUUCAAUCCAGAGUCCAAAUGCACAGGCAUUAGGCUACCCUUUCUAGGUUGCUUUUGUACUUGAUUUUUUUGUACUGGACUUGUUUCUGCUAUUUUUCUACAGAUACAAGAAUGUGCUGGAUCAUAAGAAUGGGGAAUUACCUCCAGAAUGUACUCCAAAUAUUGACAGGUUAGGAGAGCAAUCAACUAACACUUUAUGUAAGAUCAGCGAAUGAAAAAACAGUGUCUGAAGUGUAUUAUGUGGUUGAAAUUUAAUGUUAUAUUCUUUGGUAGAAAAGUCCUUUGUCAUGGCAAUUAUUUUGUAUGAUCUACACUGUAAACCCUUUAACUUCCAAGAUCUGAUUUUUGCACAUUUCCUUAUGAAUUAGUAUGAGAAUGUAUUGUUAGAUCAAGAUAAAAACUUUAACCUGAUAAGUUUGAUUAUUCUCAUUACCUGUUGGCUGGAUAAUUUAUGGAUAUUUUGGGGAGAAGUUACAUGUUAAUUACUUCUGGUGGUUAAAGUGUUGAGCUUUUUAUAUUGGCUGAUUCAUGACAUGUCGCAUACAAAUUUUACUUCAGAUGAGUGGUUUUACUUUUUCCUUUUUUUUUUAGUCCCAUGGCACAAUCUGUUUCAAGAGAACAAAGUCUGCACUCUUUUCACAUGCUGUUCUGCAGAAGAUGUUACAAGUAUGAUUGCUUUAUGCAUGGUAAGCAGAGCUGAUCUUCAUUGCAGUAAUAGUUGUUAUUAUAUGGCAAGACAGUCCUGAGGUAAAUUGGACCAUUCUGGUUCAUUCUUACUUGGUCCAGAUUCUGCCAUACAGAUUGUUUCUACUGAAACGUCAUCACUGGCAGCCAUGUAUUUUUGAUCGGAAAAGCCACAAUUUCGAAAUAAAGAAGUUUGGUUCAUGUGCAUUUAAUAUACUACUUACUACCUUCACUUGCUCCAGCCAUACUGGGGAAUAUUUGCCCCAGGUCGUUUUUGUACAAACCUAGCUGUGCUUGGUCCACACUGCCACAACCUUGGGCCAAUAUCCCUAGUAUGGCCCUUGCACUCAGUCAAUAAGAAGGUAUUAUUUUCAAGGGAGAUAGGUGUGUAAAGCAUGAAUAUAAAAUUGUUUUAUAUUCGCAUUAAGUGGCUUAAACUAUUGUUCUCAGUGAUGCUGGUCAGUAUUCAUCACUCUGGAUGGAAUUCAUCAUUGAAGUCAAGUGACUGAUAACUACUUUCACUCACAUUAUUGAAACACGAGUCUCUAUCAGUGAAAAAAUAUUUGCUUUUGAGGACUUUCCUCUCAUGAAUGAUCUCAUUAUCUAAUUGGCUGAGUCAUUUUUGUCAUACAGUUUGUAACUUUGAUGGAAAAACUUUUUAUUUACUGGUAAUUGCUGCAUUUUUGUUAAUCUAGGGUGGAGAACACUUCCCACACAGAUCAAGCGAAAGGUACAGAUUUUUUUAAGGUUGUGUCAUUGCUGUGUCCAUACACUGCACCAGAUAAAUUUAAGGAUUGCUUUUCUGUUUUCAAAUUUUUUCUUGUAUGGACAGGGCUUAACAUUGCUCAUAUUUGUAAGAAAUUAGGCCAUAGCCUGGCUCUCAAUUUGAUCCGGAAAGUUUGAAAAAUUGUCUCAGAAUUUUACAAUCUUUGUCUUGCGCACAGAGCCCUGUUGAUUUACAAGAAACAAACCCAUGUGGAGCUGAGUGCUAUACGCAUGUUAAGGUACGUUCACAACUAGAGAUGUCGAAAGUAAUCCGAGACUGCCAUUGUUUUUCUUUACUUCGCUCUGUGAUUGGUCCAAAAAAACUCGUGCCAUUCUCUUAACCAAUCAGAUGCAAAGCUAACACCUGUCACAAAAAAAACGUGGUCAUUCUCGUUUUCCCAAUCGGAUGCAAAGGGCCACCUUCGACUUGUUUUCACCCGCGUUUUCCCGAGUUGUUCAUUGGUUUUUCUUUGCAUUUUUGGUUCUUUCUUUUCGAUUGGUCAAUGUAAUUACAUGUACUUUGGUUUUGGUUUUACGCCACUCCAUUGAAAAGUACUUGAAAUACUUUUGAUAGUCGCUUUACUCGUUGCAACAGAACGCGCACGAAGGAGAAGAAGACAGCAAGUCAUCAGAGUCAGUCAGCACGAGGCGAAGAAGUAGAACCAGCAGCAAAGACAGCAAAAGUGGAAAAGUAAACUCUAAAGGUUCAGGAUUUCCCAGUCCAGAGAAAACAGCGGUAAAAAAUGUUUCUAAAUUUUUUCAGAAGAUUUUAACAAAUGAGUUUAUACUGGUUGGUUGGAGACAUGGUUAACUUUUUUUUAGAGUUUGCGACUUAUUAAAUUAAAAAUUCCUAUACCCAGUAAAAGAUGUGAUAUGGAGAAAUUUUUAAUUUAGUGUAUUAAGUAAUCCGGGAUUGCUUUGCUUUUGCCGCACUUAAUUUCUAUUAUUUUGUUUUUAAAAGACUGAAGGAAGUAACACAGAUCCUUUGCUUGCAACUACUGAAUGGACAGGAGCGGAGGCCUCGUUGUUUCGCGUUUUGAGGCCAAUCUACUGUAACAACUAUUGCAGUAUUGCAAAUUUAAUUCGAACGAAAACUUGCAAAGAGGUGAGGAGCGUAGAAUUUAUACUAGGUCUUUCCCGAAAAAGACCCGCUAAUCAAACGUCGCGUUAUUGUCGUAACUCUUCGGCCCAGCAUCGGUGGCAUAACAAAAUGUCGUGCUGUCCAUCGUUUUUGCUCGAUUUUUCAGUCAACGAUGCUGGCCAGUGUUGGGCAGCACCGGAGCUCGGUCGUGGAGGCGACACUGGCGCGAAUUUGAUUCAAACUUCGGGGCAUCGUCGUAUUUCUUUACGUCAGCAUCGGAUAAUACGACAAAACGUCGAGCUUCUUGUCGUCGUUGCUCGACGUUUCCGCUGAAGACGGGCCGGUGUUUAGAAGUAAGGCAAGCUCGAUUAUUUCGGUUAUAAAGGCGAUGCUGGCGCAAAGUUGGUUCAAACUUCGCACUUUUUCGUAACUUAAUUUCGAACGAGCCUGUUGUCACGACAAGCUCGAUCGCGGAAGCCGAAUCGGGCGGAAAGUUUUAGACGCGAAAACGACUAAUUUUUUGGAGGUCAGUGACUUUGGCCCAACGAAUAUUGUGUCUCAUUUUACAGGUGUACCUGAGAGCAUUGCAAGAGUCACAUGAACCGUUACCGACAGCAGAUGAUCAGGAUACUCCACCAAGGAAGAAGAAAAGGAAACACAGGUCUGCUUCUAUACAAAAUAUACGUUAACCCUUUCACUCGUUACUGUUUGCCAUGCAAUACCGUAUUAUCUCGAAUCAGCGCUCGGGCGCUGAUUCAAAAUUUCGGCGGAAAGGAGGGCGCUUAUUAUUCUCUUAUACUCUUUCCGCUAUUGUCGAAGCUCAAAAAGUUAUUAAGCAAAGUGGCAAUAGAAACAGUUUUUUUCGUGUAUUCCUACUAUUUAAGAAAAUGAGGGAAGACGGGGGAGACGCUUCUUCGAGGGGGGCGCUUGUUUGACAUUUUGGUGGGUUUGGAUGAGCGCAUAUACGGGAGAGGACGCUUAUUAGAGCGUGGGCACUUAUAAGCGCGUGGGCGCUUAUUCGAGUAAGUACGGUAAUUCUCAUGAUGUUAGUUUGGAGAAUUUGGCAUUGGAUCAACUAAUAAUCCCCUAAUUGAUAUUUCUCUUUCUUCUUAUCGUAUGUCUCCUUGAUAUUGUAUCAAUAUUGUAACGAGAACUUCUGUCUUGGUCACACAUGGGAGUUUAAGGUUUAAAUUUUGUUAUCGACGUAGGGGAUAACGUCCAGCUGCCAUCUAUUUUGUCCUUGCAUGUCUCUACCAAGCGUGAUUUAUGGUUCUUUAUUGUUGGAAUGCUUAUUUCGUUUCUAUGUUUUGCAGGAUGUGGUCUCUUCAUUGUAGAAAGAUUCAGCUAAAGAAAGGUGAGGAAACAUUUGAGAAAAACUGAAAAUUGGGAAAUAUUAGGUUUCCUUCUUAAGCUGUGUUACAUGAACAGAAAAUUUUAAGAAUUCUUUCCUGUCAAACAUUUCAGUGAUCUCGAGCGAAAAUUUGUCUUCCUGCAAAAUCCUUGAAAAUCGAUAAUCUGCCUCCAAAAUUUCUCCCUCCUCUACAUACCAUACUGAUAUGGAGCUGCCUUAAAUUUAGCUAAGGAGCUCGUUGAAGUAAAUCAUCUAUUUUCGCCACACUAAUUGAAAGCGUCUUUUUUCCUUGUGUUUGUAUCAUUUUAGACAGCACCUCUACUCAUGUGUACAACUACAUUCCUUGUGACCAUCCUGGACAGACAUGUGAUCAGUCGUGCAUCUGUGUUGCAACUCAAAACUUUUGCGAAAAGUUCUGUCAAUGCAGCACCGAUUGUAAGUCUAGUCUAUUGUAAAGAGUUACUGAAUUUGAAAAGUAAUCUGGGCUUCAUGGUUUUGCUACAGUUCACUAUGUGACUGGUCCGGAAAACUCGCGCCAUCCUCUCAACCAAUCAGACGCGACCGAUCACGACUUGGUCGCCCGCGUUUUCCCGCGCUUUGGGCAGUUUGGGCACUUCCUCGACCAAUCAGAUGCCAAAUUAUAACCAACCGCGCUUCCAAUUUUUUGCUUGUUUUCUCUUUGCGCCCUCAUUUGCUGUGUGACUAUUUGGUUUUUUUUUUGAUUGGCCAGCGUGAUCAUUUUGGUUUUAGUUUUACGACACUCAAUAAAAACGUGCUCAAACAGCCAAUCAGAACAGCUGUUAGUGAUGUAAACGACCAAUUAGAAUGCGAAUCAUAUGCACGUAACCCCAAGAGAGCGCGGGGAAAACGCUACUGGUUUUGCAUUUGAUAAGCUGAGAAUGUAGAGUUAGGUUGCCAAGCAAAACCGAAGCAAUUCUAGAUUACUAGAAUCUCCCCUGAAAUCAGAUUAAAAGGUAUUGUUUAAUAUUACUUCAGUACGUUAUUUCCUCGUUAAAGACCGGCAGUUGUCCCAUAACUUUCACUAUAAAUAAUGUUUUGAACUGGUGCUAAGACAUUAGUGCAAUGAGGUCGACUGUCCCUCCCCUCCGUUAGGUCAAAACCGGUUCCCUGGCUGUCGCUGCAAAGCUCAGUGCAACACCAAGCAGUGCCCAUGCUUCUUAGCCGUCAGAGAGUGUGACCCAGACCUUUGUGGGACUUGUGGUGCUGGUAAGUAAAGAGAAAGGCCCUCUGAAACUGGAAAUUGUUCGGGAAGGCAGUUUUUACGGUGUUAAAAGGUACCUUCAACUCGUAGGGGUUUACAAACUAUAAGCUUGUUUAGAAUAAGACAAAAGAGAUAAAUAGAAACUGAGAAGGAAUGAAGAUGACUAAGGAUAGGUAAGAUGGUUUUGGCUUCUUACUUUUAUGACGUUGUUUGUUGUGGACAAAAAGUAAAUGUUGUUGAAUUUCCCUCUAUAGAUAGCUUUGAUGUAGCCACUAACAUUUCCUGUAGAAAUGUCGGCCUACAACGUGGUCAAAGAAAGGUUUGUACUUAAUUUGUUAAUUGAACAAUUGUAUAGUGUACCAAGCUAACACACAAGUACACUUUGGCUUUUUCAGCAUUUGUUGCUUGCGCCCUCUGACGUGGCUGGUUGGGGAAUUUACAUCAAGGAGCCUUGCAAAAAGAACGAAUUCAUCGGCGAGUACUGUGGAGAGGUAGGAAAAGUUUGCUUUCUUAUUUUUAAUGCACACAUAGCAGUCACUUCAUUCGUUGUCUGCCUGCGAGACUAAGAAGGAGAAUGAUUAAGUAAAACUUUUAAAGCGCCUUGAUAUUUACUUCGUUUUUUUGGGAACUAAGAGAGGUAACUCAAGCUAUCGGUUAUUAUUUUUUUACUGGACUAUUUUGUUCAGUCGAGAAAACGUUUGGUCUUUGCUCAAAGACCUCUCAAAAAAAUUGCUCGAGUUAUCGAAAGAGUGUCGAGCAGGCCGCUCGCCAUCGGGCUCUCGUUUCCCCUAGCAACAGCUAAGCUGAAAUCGCAGGCUCAGACAUCUGAAGAAGAAACAAGAGUGUGUACGUCUUUUUUCCCCUUCAAAUUAAAUAGGAAGUGAAUCCUCACAGGUUUUUACUUUCGUUUCUUUUGCUGUCAGAUCAUCUCUCAGGACGAGGCCGACCGCAGAGGAAAAGUUUACGACAAGUACAUGUGCAGUUUUCUCUUCAAUCUGAACAAUGGUAGGGAAAGACGAUCCUAACAUUUCAUUUAAUUUUAAUCUAGAACCAAAUCGCCAUUUUGGGCGAUGUUAAUGUCAUUGUUGGGUUCGAAUCCUCACGAGAGACUUAAACUUUUUUUCCCAUCCCACCCUCGUGUCAGUUGUGUAGCAUUUUUCUUGUUAAUUGUGUUGGAUUUGCUUAAUUUUCAGACUUUGUUGUUGACGCUACUCGCAAAGGAAACAAAAUUAGGUUCGCUAACCAUUCCAUCAGUCCGAACUGUUACGCCAAAGGUAAGAGAUCGUUGUACCUUUCUUAAAGUUAUCUUUGCUUCUGUCUUUUGAAUGUUUCUUAGGUACAGUUACAGUUACAUAUGAGAGAAAACACUGUGGUCCAUGUUGAAUCCAAUGGUGUCCCACUUUAUGAUAAUUUCGCUUAAACCUUACUGAAGACUUUUAAGCUUUGUCUUAUAAGUUACUUACAACAUCAAAAAAUUUGUAUUUUAAAAAUUCGGUAAAAUUGUGUAGAUUUUGCGCACUGUAAACUUAGUCUCGCUCCUUUGCUUCUAACAGAGCGUUAACCUUGUACACCCUAGCAUCAGUAUGUAUUUUCUCCCUACUGUUCUCCAUACAUUUCUUAAGGUGCGGACGAGAAUUUUUUAACAAUCAAGAGCUUCUUUCGUUGGUGAUCAGUAUCUUUAUUCGCGUGUUGUAUGGGGAAAUUAGAUGCUAGUCACUCGUAGCUAGGGGUCAGAGGGUUGGAUAUGAAUUACUUAUUAACUGUGUCUUAGUACACGUUUGUUGCAAGCAAGAAACAAACUGAAAACACAACACUUUGUUCCAUUUCAGUGAUGAUGGUGAACGGGGACCAUCGGAUUGGAAUAUUUGCCAAACGUGACAUCGAAGCUGGAGAGGAACUAUUCUUUGACUACAGGUAAAGAAAGAAAAGCUAUUUCUUCUUCAUAAGUAAGCAUCUUUGUCUCCAGAGGAAAGAUCGAUCGCUUUUUCACAAGCUUAAAGUGUCGUCAUUGCUGAUCCUAGCAAUAUACGGGGCGUUUGUCACGUGGAAACAUGGCAAGGGCUUUGCUUAUCAUCCUUAACUGGUGUUGCGCGUCAACACCGCCGUUUCUUUUCUUCAUCCGCGGGAAAGUAAGAGGCCUUGAGCAUUAGAGCCCAACCCCUACCAAACCUCUCCCCGACUCGUCUUGAUUCUUCCCGCGGGUGGAUGAACGCGCGUCUUGCAGCGCUAAUAAUGAGGGCCUGGGAGCAAGCUACACCGUAGUGUUCUCUGUAGCUCAGUGGUGGAGCAUCAGAACGCAGAAUGGGAAGUUUUGGGUGUUUUAUUCUUUUAGGGGGAGUCAGUUUUUCUUUUUUUUUGUCCCACUUGUUUUUCAUUGCUUUUUUUUCCGUGACUAAAUGAAUAUGUCAUAACAUAUUUCUUUCUUUCAUGACUUAGCUCAAAACUUACCCUCUUUUUAAUUCAUGGUACUCAGUUAAAACAACUUGGAUGUCCCAAUAAUAUUGUUGCUCCUUCUGGAGGGGUGGGGAUCCUAAUUCACCGUAGGUUUCCUAAGUACUUGCCAGCUUUGUCAGGAUCGACGCACUUAUUCCACUGACCGCUUGCAACCAAUCAGAUGACAAUAUCCCCACCAGCCCUCCCCCCUUCCCCCUUCCCCCUCCUCCCUCAAAAAAUAAAAACUUAAAAAGUGGCGAUGAUUUUAAAGAGCAGUGACCUUGAUGUUAGUCCUUGAUGGAGAAAUGCACAGAAAGGGUAAAGUAGAUUGCCAAAGAACACAAUACUAUGGACUCGAUCAUGGCCCACUCUUUCAGGAGACAAGCGAGCUACUCAGCUUUUAUUUUUGUCUCUCUACCUCUGAUUUUUUAAGUUACUUGUUUUUCAUUGUUUUUUUUUUUUUAAAUCAUAUUUCAGGUACAGUGCUACGGAUGCCCUCAAGUUUGUAGGAAUCGAGCGUGAUGUAGACUUUGCUUUGAGAUAAAAAGUUUAAAUGUAUUUUCCAUUGACGCAUACAGUAUAGAUAUUGAAACAAAAAAAACCCAGACAAACACUUAGUAUAUCUGUUUACAAUUGUAAUUACUUUUGAUUAAGAAAAAUAAAGACAAC